UGACAUCACCGAAGAGGAGGGGCGGGGGGAGAGAGAAGGGCCCUUCCGGUUUCCACAAGGAGGCAGGAAGUCGCGGCAGGAUGUUGGGAGAUUUGCUGCUCUUCGGGACGCUGCUCGCCAACGCAGGGGCCGUGCUGAACUUCCGGCUGAGGAAGAAAGACAGCCAAGGCUUUGGCGAGGAAGUGAGGGAACCCACAACAGGUGACAACAUCCGGGAGUUUCUGCUGAGCCUGCGCUACUUCCGGAUCUUUAUUGCCUUGUGGAAUAUCUUCAUGAUGUUCUGCAUGAUUCUGCUAUUUGGAUCUUGAAAACCUUCGGUGGACUGAACUGGUGACUAUCGGUGUUGCAUUUUUGGGAAUUUGUGGGUAACAUCCAGCCGGAAAUACUGCCUUCCUGUGAUGUAGGAAAACACUGCUGUUUCUCCUUGAACAUUAAAGGAAUGCCUCAAUUGCUAGUA
This is a messenger RNA of Anolis sagrei ordinatus, 457 nucleotides long. It is a transcript of the gene SMIM7, whose product is annotated as small integral membrane protein 7. The record is from RefSeq and is a predicted model, not a curated record. NCBI's taxonomy places the organism in Eukaryota, Metazoa, Chordata, Lepidosauria, Squamata, Anolidae.